Messenger RNA from Syngnathus typhle (broad-nosed pipefish), 3055 nucleotides. It is a transcript of the gene camk1a, whose product is annotated as calcium/calmodulin-dependent protein kinase Ia. The record is from RefSeq and is a predicted model, not a curated record. Gene Ontology annotation, biological process: peptidyl-serine phosphorylation. Gene Ontology annotation, cellular component: intracellular anatomical structure. Gene Ontology annotation, molecular function: ATP binding; calcium/calmodulin-dependent protein kinase activity; calmodulin binding. Bases 162 to 1343 code for a protein of 393 amino acids. The transcript is spliced from 12 exons. Lineage: Eukaryota; Metazoa; Chordata; Actinopteri; Syngnathiformes; Syngnathidae.
UCUUUGACGUCAGGGGGAGCGCAAACGGAGCGGCAGCGCCUCGCACAAGCCCGGCCAACAGCAGCAGCAGCAGCUCAUCUCUCUUGAAGGCAAGGAGCGCACAACCCCGGGCACAAAUCGCCAUUUAGCUGGAGUGUGGCGAAUCCCAUCAGUGCGACAGGAUGCCUCUAGGAGAGGACGGCAAUGGGUGGAAGAAGAAGACGUCGGACAUUAAAGAGCAUUAUGACUUCAAAGAAGUGCUGGGGACGGGAGCUUUCUCGGAAGUGCUUCUCGCCGAGGAGAAGAGGACACAGAGGCUGGUGGCUAUCAAAUGCAUCCCCAAGAAAGCUCUGGAAGGCAAAGAGAACAAUAUAGAGAAUGAGAUCGCAGUACUGCACAGAAUCAAGCACGCUAACAUCGUCUCGUUGGAGGACAUCUUUGAAAGCACGUCUCAUCUGUACCUCGUCAUGCAGCUUGUGUCAGGCGGCGAGCUGUUUGACAGGAUUGUGGAGAAGGGCUUCUACACUGAGAGAGAUGCCAGCCAGCUCAUCCACCAGAUUUUGGAUGCGGUCAAAUAUCUUCACGAUAUGGGAAUUGUGCACAGAGACCUGAAGCCGGAGAAUUUGUUAUAUUACAGCAUGGACGAAGACUCGAAGAUCAUGAUCAGUGACUUUGGCCUGUCCAAAAUUGAAGGAGCGGGCAGCGUUAUGUCCACAGCCUGCGGGACUCCCGGAUAUGUGGCUCCUGAGGUGCUGGCCCAGAAACCGUACAGCAAAGCGGUCGAUUGCUGGUCCAUAGGAGUCAUUUCUUAUAUUCUACUUUGCGGGUAUCCUCCAUUUUACGACGAGAAUGACGCCAAGCUAUUUGAACAAAUCUUGAAAGCGGAGUAUGAAUUUGACUCUCCAUACUGGGAUGAUAUCUCCGAAUCAGCCAAAGACUUCAUCUGCCACAUGAUGGAAAAAGAUUCUUUGAAAAGAUACACAUGUGAACAGGCCCUUCAGCACCCAUGGAUCUGUGGAGACACCGCUCUGGACAAGAACAUCCAUGAAUCCGUCAGUGCUCAAAUCAAGAAGAACUUUGCCAAAAGCAAGUGGAAGCAAGCGUUCAACGCCACGGCAGUGGUCCGCCACAUGCGCAGGUUGCAGCUGGGCACCAGCGUGGAGGGGCCCAGUCAGAUAACUCCCACCAGUCCCUGCCACGGACUCCUGCUGCCCGAGGAGGAAGAAGAAGAUGAAUUGGGGAAUGGAGAGAACGAGAGUUUGUCGCACUACAGCGAUGACCGCCGUGGAAGCGCAGAGGGCAGCACUGACCGAGACAGCCUGAGGAGCUGCACAUACUGCUGCAGGCCGGCCAGUCGCAUCUGACCGCAACCUCACUGUCUUUUUUUUUCUUUUGCUAAAUGAUAAUAUUGAGACCCUGUGGAGUGCACAGAGGGCUGCUGCCCACCCAGUCUGGCUCAGAAUGCAGAUUAGUGAUCAAAAGACCUGAGAUGGUACCCUUAUGACAGACAUUGUUUGCUUAGUUGUCACAUCUACCCAGUUUACCUAAAGGUCAUCUGCUUGUUUUGACUUCUUUCAUCCCCAUCCCUGAAUCCAGGUUUUCUUUUAUGUCUCCACAAGGGGGAGCUAAUGACUGAAUGCAUGGAUCACUUGUGAAUUUUGCUACUGACUGCAAAAUCUAUUGAAAGAUUAAAUAGUUGGACAUGUGAGUUCAAAAGGUCAAUAAGUCAAGACUGUCAUAAAGGAACAAAAAAAAAGCUAGGUCGUACUUGCCUGCAGCGUGAACCGAAUCACACCUUUGAAGUUAAACGAUUGAAAGGAAGUCUCUCUUUGCUCUGCCUCAGACUGGGUUGGUGACAAGCCGUGCUGACCUGAAAGUGUAUGCAUGAUAUUGGGGGAAGGUGGAAAUAAUGAAGAGUCUAUUUUUUGGGUUCGUUUUAUGGCUGUUCUGUUAUUAAAGGCUCACACUGAGAUCCCCCUCAUGAGAUUAUCUUUCAUGAUUUUUUGGAAUGGGCCAAACAGCCCAGGUGGAAAAGCCCCAAAACACCAAUGCAUCCAUUUUCUAUACGAUAAGGCCAAGCACACCCUGGACAAAAUUAAAAAGAUAAAAAAGUUUCAUCAUAUAUAAAAUAAAAAGCAUUUUGCUCAUUACUACCCGGGGUCUCAGUGUGGGCGCAUUGCCUGCUCUGUGCUGUGCAACCUCUAGUGGAAGUCGGUCUACUGUUUGCAUGACCUGGUUAAUUAAAUAUGUUUACAUAAAUGAUGAUCAAUUAGUAUACACACAUGACAAUGAUAAUGAAUAUGAUGAUUAUUAUUAUUCUGUUGUAUUGACAAUGAUGUACUUCUGUAAUUCUUUUGAGCUAUAUAAUGUGAAGUGAGUAACACCAAAAGUAAUGUUGACAAAGUACAAAAACACAGCACAGUGGACGUUUUGUUUGACGUUUUUUUUUUUUAAGGUCUAUUCAUGUGUUAAGUACUAAAUGGGCAAACGUAUUGGGACACAUCCCACAAGAAGUGGAAAUGGAAGACAUUAUGAGGUUUUCUCAGGCUUUUGCAAGAACUCUUAAUUGUGAAGUUGGGGGAUGUAACAUCUUGAUCUCUUUUGUGUUGAGAUAAAUGCUCAAAGGAGAUGAGGAAAGAUGAAUCAUUACCAUUUGAAUAUGUGUCUCCUUACUUUUGUCCAUGUCUUAUUCAUCUCAAAGUCCCCUGUCAUGUGUAACGAUGAAAAAAAAAAUACAUAUCUUGGUUGGACAAAAGUGCCAACGACAAAACAAAUGAGUAUAAGGGAAAAAAAGGAUAAAAGGGAAAAAAUCACAUGGACUGCAGUCCCAAAGCCAUACUCAUGAAGUCAAAAUGCCUGAGUGCACAUACAUCUUUUUUAGUGUGUGACUGAGAAAAAGAAAGAUGGAUGUGAUUCUCAGACAGAAAAGAGGAAGACAACAACUUGGGGAUGGUGAAAUAAAUCUUUCCUUGAGUCACGCGAUCAUCAAAUCAGGCCGUAUUGAAUCAUGUUUUUGUAUGUUGACCCAUACUUCAAACAGGUUAACCAUAUUGUGCAGUAAAAAAAAAAAAAGAAA